GAUUUGAAGUGGUUGGUAAUUAUUAAUGUGUUUUAACACGAUCCUAAUCGUUGCCAACACGUAUGCUGGUGGUAGUUAUGCUUGUAAGUCAUAAGCUGCUGGUGUAGUAUCGGCUUUGUAAAUAAUGGAGUUUCUUUACAGAAUACCAUUCAGUGUGUUGGAAGUACCAAAUUUAAAAAUAAAGAGACCAUCAUGGUUUCAUCAACCGUCUGCUAUGGUUAUGUUUUCUCUCGUGUUGCUUUCAUAUUUCUUGGUAACUGGAGGAAUUAUCUAUGAUGUAAUUGUGGAGCCACCGAGUGUUGGUUCAACCACAGAUGAGCAUGGCCAUUCAAGACCAGUGGCAUUUAUGCCAUAUCGAGUGAAUGGGCAGUAUAUUAUGGAAGGUUUGGCAUCAAGCUUCUUGUUCACGAUGGGUGGGCUUGGCUUCGUAGUCUUAGACCAUACCCACAGUCCAUCAACACCAAAGCUUAAUCGUAUAUUACUCAUAUCUGUGGGAUUUUUGUGCAUCCUUGUCUCAUUCUUCACCUGUUGGAUAUUUAUGCGGAUGAAGUUGCCUGGGUAUCUCCAGUCAUAAGGAACAAGCAGAGCAUUUAUGUGAAUGAAUGAAUCAUAUCUAUAGGAGUGUGGUUGACUUUUCCAUUUUCUACAGCAUAUUGUCAGCAUUGCAUGAAUGACUUGUGAAAAGGGUAAACUAGGAAUUUUCAAAUAAAUGAAAAAGAUGGA
Zootermopsis nevadensis is the source of this 723-nucleotide messenger RNA. RefSeq names its product oligosaccharyltransferase complex subunit ostc-B. Gene Ontology annotation, cellular component: oligosaccharyltransferase complex. The record is from RefSeq and is a predicted model, not a curated record. NCBI's taxonomy places the organism in Eukaryota, Metazoa, Arthropoda, Insecta, Blattodea, Termopsidae.